Messenger RNA from Chlamydomonas reinhardtii, 1329 nucleotides. RefSeq lists its product as uncharacterized. Bases 431 to 664 code for a protein of 77 amino acids. The transcript is spliced from 2 exons. Lineage: Eukaryota; Viridiplantae; Chlorophyta; Chlorophyceae; Chlamydomonadales; Chlamydomonadaceae. The record is from RefSeq and is a predicted model, not a curated record.
CGUAUUGUGCAACCCUGGUUGCGUCAGCCCCUCACAAAAAGCAGCCGAGCACUGCAAUAUUCUGACCUGUCGCGAUGCUUGCGUGUGUGCGUGCCCAGUGUUGAGAAUUUAUUUUACGCCCUUCCUGAAUUUACGGUAGGCAUCGGUGCUCAGGUCCUCCUGCAGCUGCUUCGCAGGCAGCCAGAGCUAGACAGCGGCUUCCUGCUGCAUUGAGGUCAGGUGGUCUGGCAUUCCUGACAAAGGCUAUUUCAGAGCCGCUAAGCCUCUGGAGGGAUCUGCACAGGCCUCUGAACGGCUCUGGAGGGCUCUAAAGGGCUCUGGAGGGGUCUGAGGGCUCUGGAGGGCUCUGGAGGUUGGCAACGCGCAUGCUUGGCGGGCCAGUACCCAGUUUGCCCACUAUCCAGUUGCAAAGGCCGUGGCAACCCACGCCAUGCUGAAAGCCAGCCGAGGCCCGAGGUUCAGCCGCACUCAGAAAGUGCUUAACGGCGGCUCCUGGGCUGUCAACCCGCCCGCCGGCGCCGCGCCCAGCGGCCAGCAGCAUCGCGUUCUUGAGGAUGGCGCAGUAGGCGCAGGCGGUGCGAAACAGCUGUCAGGACCCAACGUGUGCAGCUUGCACUUUCGUGUGCCUGACGGCCACUGCAGCAUACCCCAUCUCGUUCCGUGAGCCACUUGAUGCUCGCAGUGUGACGCCGCGAUGCACACAUUGCGUCACAUGCUGGGGGGAAGUGGCCGUCAGGCACAGCCCUGUGCAUGGUGUUAUGGGUGCGUGUCGUACGGGCGGUCGUGAGGAUAAAGGGUGAGAGCAGCUUGAACCCACUGUCUCUCAGCCUGAUCCUAGGCGCAUACUGAAACAGUUGCCCCUUGGCAACUGCAGUGUUGCAGUUAGUGUUGCAGUUAGUUGAGAAAUACACCCCAACAGACGCAUCCGCUAUCCCUAGACACAAACCUGACCAACUGCCAACACGUGAAAGUGGGUUCGUGCUGACUCACGCCAGACACUACCCCAUUCGACACUCCCAACCGCCAAGAGAGCCCGCAUAGGUGUCGUGACCUGGCGUGUGACCGUGCAUAUCGUGUGACUGAGUGGUUUGGGUGUGGUUUUGGCGUGUGGGAAGAGGGGAACGUGCCCGAGGUUGGUUGGCCCGACACGGUGUAUUGCAUGGGAGGCCGGAGUACGGGUGAUCCGAGAGAGGAUAUAGGUCGCGUCUGAGAGCAGCUAGAGCUGUCUCUCAUUCCGAUGUUUGCAGAUCUGUUAUCUCGGCCUCUGCAAGUGGCCGUGUUGGCCACGGCGUAGGCGGCCUGGAGCGCAUGCGUAGCGAGCGAGAGGGU